This is a messenger RNA of Coccomyxa subellipsoidea C-169, 293 nucleotides long. RefSeq lists its product as hypothetical. NCBI's taxonomy places the organism in Eukaryota, Viridiplantae, Chlorophyta, Trebouxiophyceae, Coccomyxaceae. The record is from RefSeq and is a predicted model, not a curated record. The transcript has 3 exons. The annotation marks the transcript as partial.
UGAGUCUGCACCAGGUCGCGAUCAGUUUUAUUCUGUUUAUUGCACAAAACAUUCAACGUAAGAGUUGACUUUCUGAUGGCUAUCUCGUGCACCUGCGGGCCUCAAUCCUUGAGGAAUACGGAGUUCCUCAGGCCACUUUCCUCAAGCUUUUUAAAGUCAUCAGGAUCACACAGCAGAUUUGUAUCUUUGCCCAACAGAAGAUGCAGGCAUCCAGUGGGCGUGCAGUCUUCCCUCCAUGGAUUUGAGGGCCCACUGCUGCAUGCUGCUGAGGCUAUGAGCGGGGCAGCUGCUGG